CCGUGCGGUCGCGUUCGGUAUUCGAGUCCGGUCCGCUGAAUCACGUGCAUCCUCGACGAAGGGAAUAGGCGAUGUCGGCAUUACCGUUCCUCGAGCGUGUCACUGCGGUGUCAUCGUCGUUUUCCCGAGAUGUGUGAAAGUCCUCCAGGAUUACCGCUGCAGCUGGGUCCAUGAUUGUGGCAAAAUGGUGGAUCGGCAAAAGGCACUUCUGAUGGUGUUAUUGGCGCUCCUGAUUUAUCCGAACGAUAUCUUUGGAGGCGCUUUUCAACCCGAAUUCUUCGGUCCUAUCACCAAUCUAACCGUGCCACUCGGGAGAGACGCUAUUUUCACGUGUCUGGUAAAACAUCUAGGAGGUUACAGGGUCGGUUGGGUAAAGGCGGACACGAAGGCGAUUCAGGCGAUACACGAUCACGUGAUCACGCACAACCAGAGGAUAUCCGUGUCCCAUAGCGAUCAUAGUACGUGGAACCUUCACAUCAAGGGAGUUCAGAAAGAGGACGGCGGUCUUUACAUGUGUCAGAUCAAUACGGAUCCCAUGAAGAGUCAGACAGGUAUGCUGUCAAUUGUCGUGCCACCUGAUUUCGAUUCUGAAGGUACAUCAAGCGACAUGAUGGUAGGCGAGGGCGGCCAGGUGAAGUUAACGUGCCGGGCGAGAGGCGUACCCGAGCCGCGCGUAUCCUGGCGCCGAGAAGACGGCAAGAACAUUAUAAUUCGGGAGCCAUUUGCAGGAAGCGCCCCGAACCAGAAGUCUCACGCGUAUGCUGUGCCUGAGUUUUUGGGCGAAGAGCUGAAGCUGACGAAGAUCUCGAGGAACGAGAUGGGGGUUUAUCUGUGCAUCGCCAGCAAUGGGGUCCCGCCCGCGGUCAGCAAACGUAUUAAUAUCAACGUUCAUUUUCCGCCAGUAAUUCACGUACCCAAUCAGCUGGUCGGUGCACCCUUGGGGACCGACGUGGUCCUAGAAUGUUUCGUCGAGGCGUCCCCAAUGUCGAUUAACUAUUGGGUCAAGGAUCCGAAGGGUGCGAUGAUAAUAACUAGCAUCAGGUACGACGUACAAGCGGUGUCGAAGUCACCGUUCGAGGUCCGGAUGAUCCUCACCAUCCGGAAUCUGCAGAAACAAGAUGUGGGAACGUACCGGUGCGCGGCCAAAAAUUCCCUCGGCGAGGUCGAGAGCAGUAUUCGAUUAUACGAAAUCUCCGGACCGACGAGGACGCAGACGGCGUGGCCGACGUUCUACGACGAGGAGGACGAAAUAGUAUACGGCUCGGCGGAGAUGGACAGGACGGAGAACAGGCCACUGGCGGUGGACAACACGGUCCACGGCCACGUGGGCUAUCCGUCACUCGCCACGCCGUCCUCGACGAUCCGCGUCGGAAAAAAACGGCCCACGAUUAACAUCAAUUCGGGAGCCGAUUCUCAUCGACGAUGGCUGUCCAUCAUCGAUGUCCUAUCACCGCUGGUAUCGCUAACGAUCGUUUGUCGCAGAUGGUGAUGGUGGUGGUGAUGACGUGAAACGAGAAGCGGCCGGAAAAAGUCAAAGGAACGGAUCGAGGCACACGCCGUUGGUGCUCACGUUCGCACGUCGGUCUCGUCGUGACACGAUUUCGGCGACAAACGUAAUUCUCUUUCGAAAAAGUUGUGCGAUCAACGCUGGAUGCCCACGAAUCCGAAGUUGUUUCUAUUGCGGGACGCUGCAGCGAGUUUUGCGAGAAAGAAAAAUAUGCCCGCAACGCGCUUUAUCAUUGGCUGAGCGAUCGGAUUUUCAAGAGAAAUUCAAUGCUAUUUUCAAAGCAAACUGCGAUUGAUCUUACCUGAUCAGUGAGAUAAAGUCGCGCGAAGUGAAUCAUAUGUUACGUUACAAAUUUCAUGCCCGGCUUCACACGAAACGAAAGCUUUAAUCUUCAUUGACUAUUCAGCUGUUUGCUCGGCUCUACGCAGCAAAAACAACUUCGAACGGGCUUAAAUCGCCGCUGCUACUGCCGACGACGUAUCGUCUUCCCUGAGUGGCUUAUUCGUAAUUCAUAGACUUAAUCAAUGGAUCGGAAGCUCGCGAAAGGGAUGAACCACGUGGGUCACAAGACAGAGAUUUACAUCGCGGGACUUAUGUAUCUUGAUCGUUGUACUUGGUGAUUGGAUCGAAGAAUCGAUCGGUGAGUGUUAAAUUAAUUAAAUUCAGGGGUCAAAUUCGAUAUAAUAAGGUCAGUUCUAUUUUCGAUACUAUUAUUAUAAUUAUUGAAACAAUGACCUAGAUUAUUUUUAUUCUUAUGCAAUGUUAAGCAAUGUAAUCUUAUCUUAUGGUAUAGAAAGUCUCGUUUUAUUUCAUCUCAGCAAGAUAGUUUGAGAAACCAAAAUUAAUUAAAUUAAUAAUUAGCGUUACCGUUGAAUUAUAUAUUUUACGUAAUUGUAUUAUAUAUAUAUAAUUGUAUUAUAAAUUUUACGUAAAAUUGAUUUCUUUAUUAUUGUUACGUAGAAAAGCAUGAAGUUAAUUAAAACGAAUCGUAAAUGAUCGGUUAAGAUAAUCGCUGCAAAUACAGACAAUGUCUAGACAUUUGCGCGAUGACGAUUCAUAAUUAUCACAAUAAAAAAAAAAUAAAAAAUAAAAAAAAACGACGAACACAGGAGAAAAAAAAACGAUAAAGCGGUGGUAGAGGCCAAAGAGAUAGAUAGACGAAGAAAAAUAAGGACAUAUAUUUAUUUCGAAGUGAAGAUAAUAUCCACGCGAAUCGAAGAUGCGUAAUUCCUCAGCUUCAUUGCAAUAAGCUGCGUGAUAUGUGUAUAUAUGUACGUGUAUAUCAUAUACGGAGACGCUCGCAUGUGUAUAUGUGUGCAUACUUGACACGUCAGGGUAACUAACACGUUCGUGCCAUCUUACCUCUCCUCUCCCUCUCCUCUCCCCCUUCUCUAUCACUCUCUCACCGCUGUAUUUUUCAAUCGCGUGCGAGCGACAUGACGUAGCGUUUCUUAAAUAGUUCUCACGAUCACGCCAAUGUAAUAGAAUACAUAUCGCGAUGUAAACGAGUAUCGAAAGCUUCGAACGAGUUUCGACCCGAAAGUAGCAAGGCACCGUAUGUAACAUUCAACCUUGACGGAUGCUCCCGAUCGCUCCCGAUGCUCUCGGAUCGCGCGAUCAUCCAUACCUGUCUUCUUUCGCAAAGAUUCUUUUCUCUCUCUUUCUCUCUCUUUAAUAUUAUUGCCCCUUUCGAAUGAGAUUUUACGGUGCUCUGAUUAUAACAGAGCUUUCGAUAGCAAAACUCUUCAAUCAACAUGGAAUCAAGUAUGACUUUUGAGAAAUGUUUAUUUCAAGAGAGCUCUACUUAUCUGAAUGUGAUUCUCGAUAUCAAAACGCUACGAUAGGGAAUGAAGGCUUUUCAAUGACUGUUCAAUCGAGAGUUUUGCUUUCGAGAUCGCGGGUUUUCGAUGCUAGAACUUUCAUUCGGUCAAAAUAAAUUUCAAGAGAUAUUUAUACUCGAGAACUUUAACAGCAACACACUGUCGAUUAUAAAGAUUUAAUCUAAACUUGGAAGAGACGUUACAUAACACUUUCGUGCUUACGAAAUGUAUAUUCUAAAAUCGCAAAAUAAAAAAAAAGUAUAUUUUUAAGAAAAAAAAGAAAUCGGCGAUUUUGGCAGUAAUGUUUAAAAUUUUUUUUUUUUACGUAAAUAAAAUAACAUUAAAAAAAAAAGUUCUCAUUUUUUUUUAUAAUCAGCUUAUAACUCUAAUAACAAGACAAUAAACUUGAUAUUUUUUGCAUUCAAACUAAUAUAUAUAUAUAACAUCUAAGAUAACGAAACUUUUAUAAUCUGUAUAUUGUUCGUGAGCUUAUAGUUUUUAGAUAAAAAUGUUGUUAAAUUCAUUUUAUUUAUAAAUUAUAAACAAUAUGAUGCUAAAAUAAAAUUCUGGAUAAAAAAUUAAAGUUGAUAAGUAAAAAAUAAGGACGACAAACUUAUCCAAUAGUUUAUGUCGUGUAUAAAUUUUACAAACAACAUUAACUUGGGAGCAAUUUAAUCAAAAAAAAACAUGAUAAAUAAAGUAAUCAAUAAAAAAAUUCAUCGAUCACAAGUAUCACAAUCAGAUAUCUAACGAUUCGUUUUCCAUGUGAGCGAAAUAAUCAAUAUAAAUGUCUGAUGGAUCAAAUUGAAAAUCCUUGUCUGAUGCGAGUUUCUUCGAAUUGGUACGAGAGAGAGAAAAUAUAAAAGAGAAACAGAAAGUAUAAAAGAGAGAGAAAGAACGAUAUCAAUCAUAUAUAUAUUUUCAUAUUUCCGUAGCGCGUAUGUUUCGUAGCGACAGAUUUUUUCAAUUAUUAUGAAAACUUUACUUAUUAUUAUUUCAGUUAUUGCUAUCAUAGCAUUUGCUUUUGCAAUAAUUUCUUUAAUUAUAUUUAAUGUUGUAAUAAUAAAUAUCAUAACGGUGAAUGGUACAAACUAGCCAUUCUAAUGCCAUCUUCUUUCGAAUUUUUAUUCCGUUUUCAAACGAAGUUUCACAAAAUGGAAUCCAAAACGGCCGCGAAGAAUGAUAAAAUCGAUCGCAUCGAUCGCCACGCACCGCUCGCGCAAUGUUACUGUUGUAUUCACUUGCUAAAUAAAUCGAGCAUUCCCAUGGGCGUUUUGGAGUUUUAUGGCAAUCGAAAUUGCGUCUCGUUACGCGUCGCGGUUCUCUCGUUUUCGGUACUCGCUGACAGUUCUCUCGCAGGGAUAACCGUACGCGUCUAAAUCCUCUUUAAAAUCCAUUUUCGAUCUCGCGUUUUUCAAUCGAUUUGUCCUGAUCGCUCCGAUUAUAAUUAAUUACUCUCAAAGAUGCCGAGCAAACUUUUUUCACGUGAAGAAAACACAAGAAGAAAGUUAAUUCUUUCACUAUCCUACAGAAUUUUAAAAUACAAACCGUAAUGUUAAAAAUAUGUUUGGCUGAAAUGGUUCUAAAAUAUCCGCUCUUUCUAGCAUUACUCCGAAAUGUAAAGCAACAAAAAAAUGGAUAUGACAAAUGCUACUUUUGAAGAUCUAUUAUAAAUUUUUUUAUCAUUGAAUAUUUAUGUUCCUGCACUAAAAUAUCGUGUCUGAAUUUGUCACCUGCAAUCAUUUUUUUUUCUUUCUUUUUUUUUAAAGCCCUUCAAUUAACCAAUGGCCCAUUGCGCGCGUUCGAUAUAAUACGCGACGUGCCACAUUCGUCACUGCAACCUACGAACCUCGAAAUGGGCAAAAAAGUCCAGUACGCGAAGCAUCCUCAAGCGUCCUCACGAGAGCCAAUGAAUGGUCGCUCUCUCAGUGUGAGCGGAAAAAAAAGCCCGAGGGAAAAAAAAAAUCGCGACCUUUUUUUCCCUCGCCGGGCCAAAUCGCGCUCGUUUGCGACACGCCGCCGUGGCAUGCCAUACUGUGGAUGAGAGCGUGUCCCCUCUUAUUUCGUCGGAGGGAAUACUCGUUCUAGAACAAUUAUCGUCUCUCUUAUCCUCUCUUUUUCCCUCUUCGGCGACGCGAGGCAGGCGGGGCCCGCCUUUCUCUCUCGGUCACCGUGAGAAAUUAUAAGGGCGAAUCCGCCUUUAAGGACUAGGAGAGAAGAAGAUCUUAGUUCCUCCAUAAAUAAACACAACUGCCCGCGCAGCUGGCGCGGACGUAAUUCAUCGUGAAUUAAUUUAAGGGCCACCGCCGCCUCCUCCCUUUGCCCCCCUCCCAUCGUUCCCCCUCCGUCGACGCUUUCAUUAGAAGGCCCCGGCGUACCGAGACCGCGCCAUUUGGCGGCUCUCCUUUUAUGCUGAUUUUAUUUCCCUUCUUUCGCGAACUCGGGCAUCCGCGGAGUAAUUGCGCGGUAUUAUUAUCCGCCGCGAGACGGCCCAUCGAAAACUAACGGCGAGAGCCGAAGUGAAGAGGAUUUUACGGUUCGCCGACAAGAUCCUUCUAGCCCUCCACUAUCGUCCCUAUACCCUUUACCUCCAUCGCUUACAUUCUAGUCGACAUCGCGAUGCCCGACGUCGUCGACGACUCCUUCGUAUGACUUCCAAACGGGCUUACCGUUCCGUUUGAGCUACGGCGCGAAGUCGUUUCUGUAAAGUUACCGUUGCAGCUGCAGCACCGGCUCUCCUCGUGCCAGCCUCUCUCAAGCCGUCUCUCCGUACGACCUCUCGUAGAUUUUACCUCCCCUUCCUCCCCCACAAUCCUCCCCGCCUCAUACCCUCGGCCGUUUGCUUAAUCCCCACCGGUUACGCUUAUUAAAGUCCUGAGAGGUACGACGUGUUAGCCCGUCGAGACGAUAUAUAUACAAGGGACGCGGAUAGUUAGGUACGCGAGCUGGUUGCACGGCGGUCGAUUUAUCGCAUGCUCGUAGUCGGUUCGUUUCGACAAUGCCAGCCGAAGGGUGCAGUUUCAAAAGUUCACGCUUCGACGCAACAAACUACCAAUGUCAUUCCGCGAUUCGCCGCGAAUAUGUCCUAUACAUGUGAUUUUCUCUCCGUUUUAUUUUUGAUUCGUGAAAUAAUAUAAAGUCGCAACAAUUGUCUUACGUGUAAAAAUAAAUACUCUCAAAAUUAUUGUAAAAUUUAUUAUUUUUAUAUAUAAGAUUAAUUUAACGAUUUCGGGACUCGAUAUACAUUGAAACGAUCUACAUUUCUUUACCUUUUAUUAAUUUGUUGUAAUGAAAAUGUUUUUUAAUAGUUUUCCAACUUGAUACUUUAACGUUGAUAUAUCUUGGCGCUUUAAACUGCCAGACGAUUUUCGGAUUUUUCUACGACACGAUCAAACAGCUUCGAAAAGUUUGUUUUAUGAGACUUAAGUGGGUCGAUUGAACCUAGUGUAAAGUUUUAAGUCUCAGAAAGAAGGAGAAUUAGCCAACUUCCUUUUAUCUGCGUGAAUUAUCACUUCUUUGGAUCAUCGAUUAGCGUUUACAUUGGCAUUGCGAAAUGCUUUGUUUUAAGCUUCUAACAUUUUUACGAUAUUCGAUUUACUAUAUAUUUCGAUAUUAUAUACUUUGCGCGAUACAAAUUUUAUUUACUUUUCUUUCUUCCACAUACGGUGCAGUCUUGUCUCCAUUAAUAUUUUUUCACGUAUAAAUCGAUAUACUGUACAAUUUCUGAAUUAUCUUUAUUUUUUUUUGUUUUUGUUUUAUUGUAUCCUUACUUAUCUUUUCCACUGCUCUUCUUUUAUUAACUUUAGUUUCAGCAACGUGGCUUGUUACAGUCGUUAGUUUCUUUUCGCUUAUUGAGUCGUAAAUAAUAUGAUAUCUUCGUUCGUAAAUAACAUGUUAUCGUACGCGAAAACUGUUACAAAAACAAAAUCUAAAAAUCCAAAUAAUCAUUUCAAAACUUUUCGUUCUUGCGAUAAAUUUUCACAAUUUAUGAGCAUCUAAAAAUGUGUUGUAUUAAAUAUAUUAAAAAAAAAAAAAAAAACAGCAAAAA
Messenger RNA from Cataglyphis hispanica, 7375 nucleotides. RefSeq names its product lachesin-like. The transcript is spliced from 10 exons. The record is from RefSeq and is a predicted model, not a curated record. Lineage: Eukaryota; Metazoa; Arthropoda; Insecta; Hymenoptera; Formicidae. Gene Ontology annotation, cellular component: neuron projection. The coding region runs from base 185 to 1489 and encodes 434 amino acids.